Molecule: messenger RNA, 3892 nt
Organism: Symbiodinium necroappetens
Lineage: Eukaryota; Dinophyceae; Suessiales; Symbiodiniaceae
Source: the annotation of a GenBank genome assembly
GCGGCUCCAGGAGGGUGGCUCACCUUUGCCGGUUUCACGGCUCAGCGAAAUGAACCCUGAUGAUGUGGCUUUGAUCUCGGAGCUUGUUGGUAUCCUUCACACCAUGGUCAAGUGCGGAGACCUCGAGAUCAGCAAUCAAGCAAUGAAUGAUAUUCAUGCCGAGAACGGCAUGGAUGUCUUCGAGAUGCUGUUGGAGGUUGCGGCUUCGAGUGCGAAUCCAGAUCCUCUUUUUUUGGCAAUCUCGUACGAGUGCGUGUACGUCUUCGUGCAGAGUGACAUCAUGAGACCCCGUGUGCUCAGCAAAGUCAUCAGUCGCCUCAGAGAGACAGCCAUUCUGCUUCCAUACAUCCGUGGUCCGUACAUAAAAGAUGUGCCGAAUGAGAAGUACAUGCAGCUUUGGUGCAAAUGCGAACUGAAGUAUGGAAUGAAGAACGACGCUCGUGAGCGACUGGAGAAGAGAUAUACAAGCCUGGACCCGGACGAGCACAGCCUGUGGCGCGAACUGGUUCCUGAGAUCCGAGAGCUUCAGAACACCAUGAUGCAUCGAACACUUCUGGGCAUCGUGAAAAUCAUCCAGCUCUUCAGCGACCUCGCACGGCGUGAUGACAGUCCCCCGAGCCUCAAGAUGGUGACGGAUCUCCUGAAUGCCAACGAUCGAGAGCGGCUUCUAAUCGGGCCGACCACCGGUCUGGUGACGUGUCCGGACUUCGACGUCAGGGUGGAGAGUUUGAUUUGCAUCCGACAUGUGUUGGAAGCCACGCCAGACCAGUUUGACCUGGAAGAGAUGGGAUGGCUGCUGAACUAUCUCACAUCUGUGGGCAUGGGCAUCGGCAAGCAAGGCCAAUUCUUGACGGAGGUGAUCGACCUUAUCAAGAUGUUCGUCAGAAACAAUUCUCGAACCGGCCAGAGCUUCCGGAACAAGUUUGCCAAAUACGCGAUUCGGGAAUGCUUCGAGAUGCUCACGGUGAAUAGCCGGAGGGAGACGCAUGGCAACAAGGAGGAGGCGAAAGCCAAGGCUGACCUCACCGCGAAGAUCAUCGAGCUCCUGAAGGACUGCUCAAGGCCUUUGUCAGGUGGCUUGCGGAAAUUUCUGCGGCGGGUUGAUCUGCUACAGUCCAUUCGAGAGGUUUUGCAGCAGGAGGAGCGCACCAGUUCGAAUCCUGCAACGCAGAUUCUGGACAUUUGGACCGGCAGGGACAUCCGUCAGGUGCUUCUGCCAAUUGUGACAAGUCCUGCCUUCGACGUGCAUGGCCCUGUGGUUCAUGCUGCAUUGAUGCGGCUCGCAGACGUCUUGCAGGGGAAACCAGACUACAUGCACUCCGACAUACUGAAGGAUGUGCCGCCAACGGACGAAGCAGGACCCUGGCCGGGCCUGACGAUGCUCUACAGGCUCCUAGACUACCGGGAUGCGAUCGAGAACGAGGAUAGUGGCUACCAGCAGGAGUACUUCAUGAACAGCCGCGGCUUGGACCCCCUGUUAGACUUUGCCCACCGAUUCUUCGCAGCCAACGAAGAUCUCAACAUUCUUCUGAACAGGGUUCAGGAAAAGCUCGCACAGGAGCUCGGUGAGAAAGAGAGGAAUCUGCGGGCUAAGUGGGAAGGCCGUCAACAAGACACGCACCAAGCCGAAGCAUCAGUAAAGACGAAGCAGGAGGAGCAGACCAUGAGUGAAGUCGUUCAGGACUGCCUGACGGCGCGCCUGCGCAGCCUGAAUGAGGGGGCGGCUGCACACUUUCGGUGCAAUCUCAACCAGUAUGACCAGAAGAAGCAAGAGUUCUCCCUUUCAAAGCUUGCCAAAGUCUUCCAGAACUAUUGGAAAGACAAUGAGAAUCGUGCCAACCAAGAGGUGCAAGAACGUAGUGAUGCUGUCUAUGAGCUUCUCCGCAUCCCUGACAAGAUCGCCAUAGACGGGCAGCUGCGAGACGUUCAGGAUCUCGGCCGAGUGCCCAGGAAGCAGCGACGUAUCCGCCAACCGCACCGGGACUUCGAGAAGCUUAUGUACCAAGCUUUGGAAGCCCACAAGAUCAUGAAGCAGAUGCUCUGCGACUCAUCCAAAAGGGACCACAACGAAGUGGCCAGGUGGUGUCAAUACGAGCCUGAUGCCAAUGGGCCUCCGAGCGUGCUGGCCAUCGGUCUGCUGGACUUCCUGCAAGACAAUCAGGCACUGGCGAUCGAUGCAGGACUCCGUCCUCGCGAAGAGCUGCUGGUGCAGGACAAGUACAAGUACUUCAAGCGCCACGAUCGACGCACCAAUUUGUCCUGCAUCGUCUUGGAGUUCCCGGACGCUCGUUGUCUGCUUGCUGCACUGCAAGAGUUCCUGAAACGCGCGCAGCGGCUCUUCCUUUACCAGGUUCGCAAUCGCUUUCGUUCGGCCUCCGACCUUGGAGAGUACUGCAUUGCCUUGAAGUUCCAGCUUCAGCUGAAGGACUCGUCAAUCCACUACUCCGAGCUUCGCAUGUGCUUGAGUGGUAAGUCCAAGAAGAACAACACAGUGCAGCAGUAUCGUGAUACCAUGAAGAAGGUGGAAGAGAUCUUGCAGAGCAGCUGUGAUGUUCCUACCUCCGAGACGACUUUGGUGGCACAGUAUCUCUCGACCAUGCUGCGAAGCCGAAGCAUUCACCAUUCUGACAUAAUCUUCCUCCGCUGCAAAGACAUCAACCUGGAGGUGGACGGCGAGGAGGUCUUCGCCCAGUCGGCCGAGCUGACGAGCUGCCAACUCUUUGUCAUUGAGCGAGAGGCGGGUGACGGCGUGGUGAAGACUGGCGACCGGAUUCGCUUGAAGUCCAAAUUCACGCAGAAGUACUUGGAUGUGCAUGCCAGCGGGCAUUUGAGAUGUCGCCUGCCAGAUUUUUCAGAGGACUACGACAUGACCUUCACAGUCGAAACAAUCGGAUGCAGAGACGACUAUGCUCUUAGCCGUUGUGGAAUGAAGGGCAGCUUGACCGAGUUCCGCAGUGUGCACACAGAAACGUCUCUGAGACUGAAGGUCAGUGCCACCAAUUUCGUGACAGUAAGGCAGGGUGCCAACUUCUUGACAUCAUUCGGCGAGAAGCUUUCCGUGAAGAGCGAGCCGAACGACGUCGCACAUGAGGCCGGCCAAGUCUUUACGAUCUUCAGAGACGGUGCGUUGCUACUCGAUUUUCAUUCGACACACAGCGGGAGCCGUGCUGCCAUCAGGACAUUGGCGCUCGAGACCUCCGACGAAAUUCUUCAAAAGACAAUGAUGGAAGCCCACAUGCGGACGGAGAUUUCGAAUGGGGACGUUGAUGUUCAAGGGUCGUCCUUCCGAACUGUCCCGCCGGAAUUCAAGACGAUGAUGUGGAGCAUCGCUGGGCAUUUCCGCCAUGUUGGACACUCCAAGCAUGCAGCCUCUCACGAGGCAUCAAGUCUGCACAAGUUGUGGACGAGGGCCUCCAAGAAUCUUGCAGCCAUUCUGCGAUGCCUUUUUGUCAUGAUGGAGUUCCCACAGUGCGUUGGUGGUCGGAGGUAUGUCUUGGAUACUUUUGCCACGCGAAUGACGCAGCACUCCUCCCUGCCGAGGAUCAUUGCGCUAGUGUCAGCCGUGCAGCUCGUUCGAAAAGAGAAAAUGCCUGACGGUGAGCUGGAUUUGACUUGUGCGUUGCUGCCGAAGAAGUUCAUGCGAUUUUGUUCCGCUUUGUUGUCGAACCUCUGGGUUUGCCAGAAGCCGGAUGAGGUUGAGGCAGUUUUCUCUGUGCCACGGGAACAAGAACGGCAUGAAAGGGAGCUGGCAACGAUCGAUCGCGAAAGAAUGCACUUGCUGAGUAUGAUGGGUUCCUACACCUGCGAUAUGGUGGUAAAGCCUAUGCUGGACAAGUUGCGUGUAGCUGGACAGCGGCCUCUCAGUCGCGACGAGGCCCCAUGGCACGACUAG